AUGCCUGCAUUCGACGAGCCCACCACCCCAAAGGGCCGUCUGCUCCUCGUAUCGAACCGACUCCCCAUCACCAUCAAGCGAUCAGACGAGGGACACUAUGACUUCUCAAUGUCUUCAGGCGGCCUGGUUGCCGGACUCUCAGGACUCUCCAAGACGACCAAGUUUCAGUGGUAUGGCUGGCCAGGUGUUCAGGUGCCCGAGAACGAGAUCUCGCACGUGAAGGGACGACUCUUCGACGAGUACGGUGCUGUGCCGAUCUUCAUGGACGAUGAGCUAUCAGACCGUCACUACAACGGCUUUUCCAACAGCAUCCUCUGGCCGCUCUUCCACUACCACCCUGGCGAGAUCACGUUUGACGAGUCUGCUUGGGAUGGUUACGUCGAGGCCAACAGACUUUUCGCCAAGGAGAUCGCCAAAGACGUCCAAGACAACGACCUCAUCUGGGUCCACGACUACCACCUCAUGCUUCUCCCUGCCAUGCUUCGAGAAGAACUCAACAAAGAAAGUCCCAACCGCCGCAAGAAUGUCAAGUUCGGUUUCUUCCUUCACACGCCAUUCCCAUCAUCCGAGAUCUACCGAAUUCUACCAGUCCGCAACGAGAUCCUCCAAGGUGUCUUGCACUGCGAUCUGAUCGGCUUCCACACCUACGACUAUGCUCGGCAUUUCCUUUCAUCCUGCGCCCGCAUCCUAGGACUGGCCACUACACCAAAUGGCGUCGAGUACGAGGGCAAGCUGGUCACUGUUGGUGCAUUCCCCAUUGGCAUCGACCCGGAGAAGUUCUCGCAGGGUAUGGAGAAGGACAAUGUCAUCAAGCGAAUUGAUACAUUGAAGAAGAAGUUCGAGGGCGUCAAGAUCAUCGUCGGUGUUGACAGGCUCGACUACAUCAAAGGCGUUCCUCAGAAGCUGCAUGCCCUUGAAGUCUUCCUCACCGAGCACCCCGAAUGGAUUGGCAAGGUAGUGCUGGUGCAGGUCGCCGUUCCGUCGAGACAAGAUGUCGAAGAGUACCAGAACCUCCGCGCCGUCGUCAACGAGCUCGUCGGCAGGAUCAACGGCAAGUUCGGCACCAUCGAGUUCAUGCCCAUCCACUUCAUGCACAAGUCGGUCAGCUUCGACGAACUCACUGCUCUCUACUCAGUGUCAGACGUCUGCUUGGUCAGCUCCACGAGAGACGGUAUGAACCUGGUCUCGUACGAAUACAUCGCCUGCCAGCAAGAUCGCCAUGGUGUGCUCAUUCUUUCCGAGUUCACCGGCGCCGCACAGUCUCUCAACGGUGCUCUCGUUGUCAAUCCAUGGAACACCGAGGAGCUGGCUGACUCGAUACACGACGCUGUCACCAUGGGCGAUGAGCAGCGUCUGCUCAACUACCAGAAGCUUGCCAAAUACGUCAACAAGUACACUUCGGCCUGGUGGGGCGAGAGCUUCGUGUCAGAGCUCACACGCAUCAGCGAGGCAGCCGAGAAGAAGUUGAGGAUUCACCGGCAAAGCACCGUCGAACCGGCCGACAGCCAGAGCCGGCCUGAAGGCUUGAGACAGACAUUCAGUCAACCUCCCGCUAUCGCUAAUGGGGUCGAAGACAACCAGGCGAGCAAGAGAGAAGACUUGGAUAAGUAA
Messenger RNA from Zasmidium cellare ATCC 36951, 1611 nucleotides. Its product is annotated as glycosyltransferase family 20 protein. The transcript has a single exon. The record is from RefSeq and is a predicted model, not a curated record. The coding region runs from base 1 to 1611 and encodes 536 amino acids. Gene Ontology annotation, molecular function: alpha,alpha-trehalose-phosphate synthase (UDP-forming) activity. Gene Ontology annotation, biological process: cellular response to heat; trehalose biosynthetic process. Gene Ontology annotation, cellular component: alpha,alpha-trehalose-phosphate synthase complex (UDP-forming); cytosol. NCBI's taxonomy places the organism in Eukaryota, Fungi, Ascomycota, Dothideomycetes, Mycosphaerellales, Mycosphaerellaceae.